CUGGUAGGUGCUCACUCAGAGAGAGAGGGAGGAACGCAGAGUUUUUUUUAAAAUAAUACCGUUAAAUUUUUUAACAUUUUUAAAGGGAUUUGUUUUGAUUUUCGGUAGCUGGUUAAAUUUCUUGACGUGUAUUUGAGGUAGAGCAGAAUGCCGACUAACAGGUUUCAGAACGGGGACAUGGUGAUGGGCCGCUGGCCUGGCAGUAACCUGUACUACGAGGUGAAAGUGCUGAGCUAUGACUCCCCCAAGCAGCUCUAUACGGUCAUCUACAAAGAUGGAACGGAGCUGGAACUGAAGGAAGCUGACAUCAAGAGCCAGACGGGGUUUCGUCAGGGCAGCAGCCGCUCCCGGUCCCGCUCCCGCUCCCCGUCCCGGAGGCAGAGCCGCUCCCGCUCCCCGGGCAGGACGUCCCGCCGCUCCUCGUCCCGCCGCUCCUCGUCCCGCAGCCGGGAGUCCCGCAAGCCCAAGGAGCUGCUGGAGGUCAGGCUGUCCCCCGUGGCAAAGCCAGUGGAGAACAGUAGCAACAACAAGCAUGACAAGAAAGAGGAAAACGACACUGUUGAGAAGGUCAACGAGCAGAAGACUGAGAGCGAGACGGACCAUAGCCGUGCGAGCCGCUACAACCUGCGCCGCAGGAAGGAAGACGCCGUCGCCAAGGCGACCCCGCGCGAGGAGCCGAAGACCAGGGCCGUGGAGCCGCUGACCGUGACCAAGAGAUGGGCAACCCCCAAAACCACCGAGCUGGACUUCGGGGGAAGAAUAGGGGCCUUCUUCAUGCUCCUCUUCCUCCCGGCGGUGGUCUUCGCCCUCCUGCUGACCUGCAUGGCCGACGGCAGCAUCCUCAGCUUCCCGCCCCCCGUCCCGCCCCCGCAGGCCUUCUGGAGCACCCAGGCUUUCGCCGUGGUCCUCCUGUGGAUCCUCUUCCAGGCCGUCCUCUACAUGCUCCCGGUGGGGAAGGUUACUGAAGGAAUUCCACUUAAGAGCGGGAAGAGGCUGAAAUACAGGAUGAAUGGAUUCUUUGCUUUUCUGGUCACUGCGUUGGCUGUGGGAGUGGCUGUGUACUACGAGGUGGACUUCAGCUACGUGCACGAGCACUUCCUGCAGCUGGCCACGUCGGCCCUGCUGGUCUCUGCGCUCCUGAGCGUGUACCUGUACGUGCGCUCCCGCUGGGCGGCCGGGGACGAGCUCGCUCCGGGGGGGAACUCUGGUCAUGUGAUGUACGAUUUCUUCAUGGGACACGAGCACAAUCCAAGAAUUAAGAACUUCGAUCUCAAGUUCUUCUUUGAAAUGCGUCCUUGUUUGAUUGGCUGGAUUCUGAUCAACUUUGCGCUGAUGCUUACUGAAAUGAAAAUUCACAAGCUUGACUAUCCCUCAUCGGCCAUGUUACUGGUCAACUUCUUCCAGUUCCUAUACAUCGCAGAUGCUCUUUGGCUCGAGGAAGCGAUUCUGUCCACGAUGGACUUUACGUACGAGGGUUUUGGGUUCAUGCUGGCGUUCGGGGACCUGGUCUGGGUGCCCUUCACCUUCACUCUGCAGGCAUUCUACCUCGUCAAUCAUCCCAACGCCCUCUCUCUGCCCUGGGUGGUGGCCAUCUUUGCGAUUAACGCGGUUGGAUAUUACAUCUUCCGUAUGUCCAACUUGGAGAAGAACACCUUCAGAAGAAACCCCUCGGACCCUAAGGUGUCUCACCUGCGGACCAUUCCUACUGCAGCCGGCAGGUCUCUGCUGGUGUCUGGCUGGUGGGGGUUUGUUCGCCAUCCGAACUACCUGGGUGAUCUCAUCAUGGCUUUGGCAUGGUCCCUCCCGUGCGGAUUCAACCACCUUCUACCGUACUAUUAUCUGAUUUACUUCACUAUUUUCCUAAUCCACCGUGAUGCUCGUGAUGAGAGACAGUGCAGGAAGAAGCACGGAUUGGCGUGGGAAGAGUACUGUCGACAAGUGCGCUACCGUAUCUUUCCACGCAUCUACUAAGAUGGGACACCAUCCAUCUACGUUCACGUCUGCAGCUAAAUUUGUGAAGUCAUCUAAGAAACAGAAAAAUAACUGAAGUGGAUUUGGAAACAUUAAAACUGCAUUUUUUAUUUAAAGGAGCACAGAACUCUGAAAGAGUUAGGUAAACAACUUUUAGCAAUUAUAGAAUAAGUAUCACAUUUUUUAUACUCUUAUUUAACAACAUUGAAGUCUAAUGUUAAGCGAAAAAGAAAAGUUCUGAAGAGUGGCUUUUUGGGGGAAUGCCUUUAAAAAAAAAAAAAGUUUACAAAUUUCAACAGCCUCCUAACCAGGGAAUAGUCUCAUUAUAUGGUGUAUAUUUAUGUACAUAUACAUACAUUUUUCUUUUUUCACACAAAUACGUUUUCAUAAUAUUGCUUUGGUCAUUUCAAAAAGGUUUUGCUUCAAAAACACAAAGUGUUGCAAUUGUUUUGCUUGGCUUUUCUUUUUAAAAAUAAUUUGUAAUUGUACCAUUUGGUAUGCGGCUUGUGUAUAUUGUAUUUUAUGAGAUUUUAAUGCUCUUUUUUAUCUGUACAGUUGAAAUCGGUCUCUUGAACUCUUGUUGCCCUCAGGACUAAGAUUUUGUGAAGAACAUUGAUUAGGAAGGUUUGUCUUAAUUCUUGUGUAUAUUUUUAUAUAGAUGCGUAGUUUUUAAGGAACAUGUAAAAAAAAAAAAGAGUUUGCAUUAAAUGCACUAAUGUGAGAUUGCGUUUUAUAUCCAAAGUUUUCAAUUUGGCUUUGCUACCUCAAACUCACUGUCAAAUGUCCUCCCAAACCCAGGAUCGUAAACCUCUACUCAAGUGCAACGGGCUUUGUCUGUACAUUUGGGCAAAGCAACAUAACGCAUUUGGCAGUUGCAUGAAGGAAAAAAAUGUAAGCUUUUUGCCGGCAUUACGAACACAGCCACAUUGCAGGUAAAUUGGGUAGAGGAUUAGUUUAGGUGAUUUCUUUAUUGUUCGAUUGGUGACCUUGUGUUUUCACCAUAGAGAUGCACUCUGUUCCUUUUUAUCAUAUUUAAAAACCAAACCAUACACCCAUGACAAACGACAAACACCAGCAACCUUAAGAAUGCGAACCAUAUUUUCAAAAUAUGUAAAAUGAUCUCGUUUUAACUUUUCCGAAAUGCUUCAUAAUUAUAUGCGGCAUGUAAAAACCUUUCAAACAUUUGCCUCUUAAAGCAGCAAACAGAUCCCAUUGAAGACAAUGCUGUGUUUUUAAUGCACAAUAUAAGUAGCUGUGGGUUGCCCAAGUUACAUUGGAAUUUUCUUGUUGGCAUUUUAAAAUCUACCAAAUUAUAUUUUUGUAUGCCACUGUAGUAGAGCAGUUUAGCAAUGGUAGAUGAAUUUUGUGAGACUGAAUGCAAUGUACAUAUAAUUGAUUACUUGUUUCUUUUGUGUUGUGAUUUUGAUUAUAAAAUGCAAAUCCCAGUAGUCAUAGACAAUCUUAUGUUUUACAGUAGAUAUUUAAAGUUGCAUAUUACAACUGUUUGUUAAAAAACAAAUAAGCUGCCUGGAUUGCCACUGUAGCCAUUUACAUUUGCAUGUAGGAAUGUCUGUUUUGAAGCAUAGUUCAGAUUUCUUGCUACCUGAAAAGGUAAUUAAGUAAUUAGUAAUUGAUUACGUGAUCUUCCUGCAUGUACCAAUAUUGUAGGUAAAGUUAAAUUUGACCAAUCCUGUUAAAUUUAAGGUAACUUCACCUACACCUUUAGAAGUUACCUUUUGAAUGUAUUGUCAUAAGUUAUCAAAAGGUAGUAUGUUUGGCAUGAUUAGUGCACUUCAAAGUUUUAAGAAUGUCUGCACUAUAAUGUGGGAAGAACACUAUCAAAUACUGCAGGAUUGUGAUCAAGUUCAGACACAUUAGAACCUGAGGGUUUGACUGAAAAGCUCUGUAAAAUAUGUUUUGGCAAAAAAAUAAAAUAAAGGUUUACAGUCUUUCCUG
Molecule: messenger RNA, 3927 nt
Organism: Conger conger (European conger)
Lineage: Eukaryota; Metazoa; Chordata; Actinopteri; Anguilliformes; Congridae
Gene: lbr
Product: lamin B receptor
Exons: 14
Coding region: 148-1971 (607 amino acids)
Biological process (GO): sterol biosynthetic process
Cellular component (GO): nuclear inner membrane
Molecular function (GO): oxidoreductase activity, acting on the CH-CH group of donors, NAD or NADP as acceptor
Source: RefSeq, a predicted model, not a curated record